Messenger RNA from Dioscorea cayenensis subsp. rotundata (Guinea yam), 1334 nucleotides. RefSeq lists its product as uncharacterized. The transcript has 7 exons. The record is from RefSeq and is a predicted model, not a curated record. The coding region runs from base 256 to 1272 and encodes 338 amino acids. Lineage: Eukaryota; Viridiplantae; Streptophyta; Magnoliopsida; Dioscoreales; Dioscoreaceae.
AAAUGAAGCUGUACAGAUGCUUCUCUUUCCCUCUAGGGUUUCGUUUUCUUCAGGAAUGCUCCUUGCUCUCUGGGAUUCUCAUUGGAAAAUUCACGUUCCUGAAUAGUGCAUCAGUGCCACUUUGGUCACGCAGUACGGUGGGUUGUUUGAGGCACAGCUGAUGAAAUUCAUGAAGAACAUCAUAAUAGUUGAUGGCAGUUAAAAUCAGAGGAUGAGACAAAGAUCAUAUAGUUGUUCAAUACAGUUUGAAGAACCAUGAGUGCCUUUUUGUUUAAGAUAUCAAAGCGAUCCUCAGUUCCACUGAGGAUGGUUCUUGUGCUCUUUGUCACAAUAUUCGGUGUAUUUGUCUUCACAGUCUGUAUAAAGCAGAUAACUAUAGAGAAUAAGUCAAAUAAUAUAGUACUGGCUACUGAAAAGGAAAGAAAUCAUUGUAAUCUGCAUGCUAGUGCACAGAAUGAAUUACCACAAAUACAUUUUCCGCGACCUAAAACUUAUAGUAGGGGUGAAUGCUCAUGCAAUCCUGUACGCUUCUUUGUCCUUUUCUCUAUGCAGAGAUGUGGGAGUGGGUGGUUUGAAACAUUGCUAAACAGUCAUCCCAACAUCAGUUCACAUGGGGAAAUCUUUUCUGUCAAAGAAAGGAGAAUAAAUAUUUCAUCUAUUAUUAGGACAUUAGAUGGUGUCUACAACUUAGACUGGUUUAGUAGUGCUUCGAAGAAUGAGUGUGUUGCUGCUGUUGGAUUCAAGUGGAUGUUGAAUCAGGGUGUCUUCGACAACCACAAAGAAAUUCUUGAUUACUUCAAUUUGAAAGGUGUUUCUGUAAUAUUUCUUUUUCGGAGGAAUCUCCUUCGCAGGCUCAUUUCUGUGCUUGCAAAUGAUUAUGAUAGACAUGCAAAGCAGCUCAAUGGAAUCCACAAAUCUCAUGUUCAUACAAAACAAGAGGCUGAGGUGCUAGCGCAAUUCAAGCCCAUCAUUAACACCACAGCUCUGAUAGCCAACCUAAGAAGUGUUGAGAGGACUAUGACAGACUGUUUACAGCUUUUCAGGAGUACCCAUCACAUAAUAUUGUACUAUGAGGGCAUUUUUAAAAAUCACAAGGCAUUAGUGCAGAUACAAGAAUUUCUUGGUGUUCCUGUGAGGAAGUUGCAAAGUCGGCAAGUAAAAAUUCAUUUAAGGCCUCCUCCAGAACAAAUAAUGAACUGGAAAGAUGUAUACAUUACGCUAAAUGGAACACAGUAUGAACAUUUUCUUCACCAAGCAGAUUAUGCAAAUUAAUGGCCAUACAGUUGUAGUCCAUAUUUGUUGGUUUAUUAUAAUGGAGCUAAAAUUUGUGUUCA